Molecule: messenger RNA, 1047 nt
Organism: Drosophila busckii
Lineage: Eukaryota; Metazoa; Arthropoda; Insecta; Diptera; Drosophilidae
Exons: 1
Coding region: 80-955 (291 amino acids)
Source: RefSeq, a predicted model, not a curated record
CUCAUUGGUUUAUUCAAACUUUAGGCAUACGCUACGUUUAAAUUUCAACUUAAAACACAUUGUAAGCAACUAAUCUUUGAUGAGCUGCUGCCCGUCUGACACUGAAGUAGCUGCUGGCUGUGGCUGUGUCUGUGAUACUAGUGGACCGCCAGUCUUGGCUUGCUUCAAUAGGGAAGACAUCCAUGCAUCAUGGUUUCCUUAUCCGGAUGAGGUAAUCUUGAGUCUGCUGGACAACCUGCUUUACUUUGCAGGCGCCACUAAAAUUGUGCAUCUAUGGAACUUGGCGAAAUUGGGUACAACCAUAUCUUUGGGCGGCAGCCUGAGCAAGGAGCAACUGCCACCCACUCAGCGUGCCAGCGCCACCACUUUGUAUAGCAUCAAAGCGCCAAGUAGCCGCAGCAGCUGGUCUAAGUUCGCUACUGCACGCAACAGCAUUAAAAGCUGUCUGUCCGCAUCCAAGGCGGCAUCUAUGUACCUCUCCAGCAGCAGUCCGAAGCCAUCGGGAAGUUGCGUAUCACUUAGAAAACCCAUUGCCUGUUGUUCAUCCAAAUCCACCAGCUUUAAGCCAAAUUGUAUUGGUGUGCCGCCGCCCUCGCGUCCACGCACACCGCGCGUUGACUUUGCCAAUCCUGUUAGCGAGUUUAGCCGCAUACAAGGCGGGUCCGGCACUGGACCGCCGAUGCGACUCAGGAAAAUGCUCGCCGACUGUUGCCCCUCAUGCCAACGUAUCAAAGCUAAAAUAAACUCCACUCUGCCAUCGCAUGCGAAUGGGCAGAAGUGGCUCUGGACGCGUUUCGUCAACACCGACAAUGGCUGCAAAGUCUAUGAGGUUUAUAAGAAUUCAGACGUGGAGCGCUCUCCAACACAAUUGGCAGGCAAUAAGGAACCGGUGAUAUACUUUUUGGUAAUGCCCACUGGCCAUAUCUUACCCUUUGAGACGGUAUCGUCGCUUUAAUAAGACAAGCCAACUGAAAUUUUAUUGUGUUUAGCUAUGACUAUACCACGUAUUAGUUUUUAUAAAAAUAUGCAACAUAAUAUAGCAUAGAA